Molecule: messenger RNA, 1284 nt
Organism: Enterobius vermicularis (human pinworm)
Lineage: Eukaryota; Metazoa; Nematoda; Chromadorea; Rhabditida; Oxyuridae
Source: the annotation of a GenBank genome assembly
AUGAGUGGUGGUUUGUAUGGUGGAGAUGAAGUUGGGGCUUUGGUCUUCGAUGCCGGUUCACAUACCUUCAGAGUUGGAUUUGCAGGGGAAGAGUACCCAAAAGGUGACAUUCCAAGUCAAGUGGGCGUGCAGGAAUUGGUUGACCAAGUUGAUAGUUCAGUAGACCAAGUUGCUGCUCCCAAAAAAUCUCGUAACUACUACAUUGGUAGUACGCAUAUUGGUGUCCCAAGGCCUAAUAUGGAAAUUGCAACUUACUUGAAAACAUUUUUAGUCGAGGAUUGGGAUAUCUUUGAACGGCUUGUUGACUUUUCAUACAGAAGAGUUUUAAAUGCUGAAAGCCAGUACCAGCCAGUUUUAUGCACAGAACCUGCUUGGAAUAUUUCACCCAAAAGAGAAAAGUUGAUCGAAUUGAUGUUUGAGAAGUAUAAUGUUCCCGCCUUUUACUUGAUCAAGAAUGCUGUUUUGGCGUGCUUUGCCAAUGGGCGAACUGCCGGUUUGAUUGUUGAUAGUGGUGCGUCUCAAACUUCUGCGGUGCCUGUAUAUGAUGGUUACUGUGUUAACAGAGGAGUCGUUAGGUCUCCUUUGGGAGGUGAUUUAAUCGCUGAACAAUGUAGACUAAUGUGCGAGGAGCAAGGUAUUGAAGUGGUCCCUGCGUACAAGAUUGCGUCAAAGGCUGUUGUAAAUGAAGGUGAAAAACCGGUUUGGACACAAAAAAAAAAUCUUCCAGAAGUUACCAAAAGUUUUGAGAAUUACAUGAAAAAGCAAGUACUUGAGGAUCUUGCUAGUACAGUACUUCAGUGUUGUGACACACCAAUUGAUGUUGAAUUUGCCGAAAAGUUGCCGUCUUCUCCGUUUUGCUUCCCUUGCGGAUUCAGUAAAGAAUUCCAGGCAGAAAGAAUCAAAAUCCCUGAAGGGCUUUUUGAUUUGAAUUAUUUAAAGAAUGUUAAUAAGGAGGCACUGAUGUCGGUUUCGCAGAUUGCAGUUACUAGCUGUGGGAUGUGCGAUAUUGAUAUGAGACCGUCUCUAUAUAGUGGCCUGGUAGUAACUGGUGGCAAUUCGUUCCUGAUGGGGUUUACUGAAAGGCUUAACCACGAUUUGGCUCAUAAAUGCCCUCCUACCAUCAAAUUACGGGUUAGUGCUGCUCCGUCAUCUAUGGAAAGAAGGUUUGGAGCUUGGAUUGGCGGUUCUAUUCUAGCCUCAUUGGGCACUUUCCAACAGAUGUGGAUAUCGCGGUCGGAGUAUGAUGAUACGGGCAAAAAUAUAGUGGACAAAAAGUGCAGUUAA